UGCGUGUUAAAAUAAUAUAAUUGACCAUUGUGGCUUCAGUAUGGGAUAUUGGGACUGUCGUUAUUGCGUUGAAUCCUAAUCCGUUUGUUGUUGAAAGUGCAGAACCGAUUUACGCUUUCUGUGUUUAACCCCUUAGCGUUCAGGGAGAACAGCGGUCAAGCAUUUUAGAAUUUUAGAAUGAUUGCCGUCAUUUUUAUACUUGAGUUAAGUCGGUUGACUACGCUGGUAAGGUGGCAACAGGAAGGAAUAAGGUGUUCCGGUGAUUGCAGUCGUUUUGAGCCACGCAUGCGAGCCUUUGAGAGCGAUGAGAUGUGUGCGUCGGUCCCUUUAAAGCGCAUGCUGACUAGCGGGCUGGCGAACGGUCCAGGAUAUCGUAGAGGAAGAGAUCGAAACACAAAGGGAUUUUCAGAGCUGCGACUAUGGGCGUCAAAUUAUACUACACCACCGUCACCGCUUCAAGGGAGGUGAAGUCCCAGCAGGCUGAGGUCAUGCGCAUCCUGGACAGCAAAAGCAUCCAGUAUGAGCUGAUUGACAUUUCUGUGGGCGGGGCCGUGCGGGAGGAGAUGAGGUCCAAGGCAGGGAAGCCCACCGCCGUGCCCCCUCAGCUUUUCAACGAUGACCAAUACUGUGGGGACUACCAGAUGUUCUCUGAAGCUGUGGAGGAAGACACCGUGGAGCAGUUUCUGAAGCUGGCAUGAGCACCCCAACCCCUGUCCCCCACCUCACACCCCCAUACCGCACCUCUCUCUCUGCCCCAACCACAGGAUAAAUGCCAAAAACAAGACAUCCCCCCAGCGCUGAACCCUAUCACCCUAAACCCCCUGACCCCAACCUUACUCUAACUCUGAAAUCAAAUCCCUGACCUGUAACCUGACCCCUGACCCCUGAACUGGACCCUGCUCAUCAGUAUUACUGUAUUUUGGUUUAGUGUCACUGUGCCUGACUGUCUUGGCCCAAUUCCCAUUCAGGAACUGGAAAAGGAUCCUGUUUGUGUGGGAUGCAGGAGAGACAGAGCGAACCCCAUUCUCUCUCUCUCUCCCUCCCUUCCCUCUGCUGCCCCCCCUUCUUCUCUCUGCUCCGAGCCUCUCUAAUUCACCUGACUCUGGGCUGGCUCAGUACUGGGCGAUGAGCAUGGCCAUUAGGAGAAUCUCAGCAGGGACUGUGUGUUUGUGUCUGACAGAUUCCCACAGCACUCACAGGUCACACGCAUUCUGGGAAAUGUUAGCAUAAAUCCAGGGUUUUACUGCAGAACGGAGACUCUAAGCCUGUAAUGGAGGGGCAGCGGCUCGUCAGUGAGCUGCUGAGUGGUCUGUGCUGUCUGCAGUCAUGUGAUCUACAGUCUUACGGAGCUGGGAACUCUGGGAACUCUUCAGUUGAGAGGGAGGGGGGCGGAUGGAGGGGUCAGAUCACUUAGCCACAGUUCUGCCCCCUACGCAGAUAAGUGGGGCAGCCCCGUAUGUCCCUGCUGAAUGUGGAGAGCACACGCUUAGCAUUCCACCCCAAUACCAUGAAUUUUCCUAAAUAAAACAUUUGAAAAGUAGCACUUAUAUGGGAAUUACCUGAAGAGGUUUUUAGACCAGAUGGAGUGGCCCAGCUCCCUGUCCUUAACCCUGUCCCCCUGUCUGUCUGUGAAUCCCUCCUCAUCUCUCCAUACUAAGAUGCAGUAAAUCAGACUAUGCACUAAAACCUGCCACAUUCCCUGCUCUUUACUCCACAUCCUCCUCUGGCAGUUUGGGGGAGAGAUGAGCUUUUGAAUCUCCUCAUGCGAUGAACAUUUUUCUGCCUGCUUCCAAACCGCCCCCCCCAGAGCUAAAUUUGCAUUCCAUCAUCUUAUUGUGUGCUGGUUUAUGUCCUGAUGUGCAGUUCUCGGUCCAACAUGCUAACCCUGCUCCAUUUGUGUGUGGGACUUAGUUACCCCAGCCAAGAUUUUUAUGUCAAGGGCGUUACAUUUUGGAAAAAACAGGUGUUAGCAGAUAUUUCUGUAGUAGUGUAUCAUGAAGACGAAAACUUUCCUGUGUGCCACAAAACACAGUACUGCAUUUCCCCAGUACAGCAGGAACCAGGCCAGCAGGAAGUGGGAUCAGGGCAGCAGAAAGUAGGACCAGACCUGCAGGAAGUGGGAUCAGGGCAGCAGAAAGUAGGACCAGACCUGCAGGAAGUGGGAUCAGGCCAGCACAUCAACACAGCCCCUUUGGGCUCACACAGGCCUGCACAUCAACAGAGAUUACAGAGAAACUCCCUAGGACAUGGACUAAAGAAAGGGCCAUAAUGAGCCAGCCUGGUUCAGCUCUACAGUGGGAAAGGGUUUUAAAUGAAAGAGCCUAUUCAUCAAACCAGUUGAUUUUUAUUUCCCCCCCACAUACAGUAUUAGUGUCUAUGUUGUGGAAGAAUUGUGAAUUCAUCAUUCAGUAGUAGAGCAUUCAGCGUCCAGCUCCUGACCGGACAAAUGACCAGCGAGUGCAGAACAGAAAUAUAAAUGCACUGGGAGCAGCUGUAACAUUGAGAGAGCACUACUUUAAUGUUACUGUAACAUUGAGAGCGCUAUUUUAACGUUACUGUAACAUUGAGAGAGCGCUAUUUUAACAUUACUGUAACAUUGAGAGAGCGCUGCUUUAACGUUACUGUAACAUUGAGAGAGUGCUAUUUUAACAUUACUGUAACAUUGAGAGAGCGCUGCUGUAACGUUACUGUAACAUUGAGAGAACGCUACUUUAACGUUACUGUAACAUUGAGAGAACGCUACUUUAACGUUACUGUAACAUUGAGAGAACGCUACUUUAACGUUACUGUAACAUUGAGAGAGCGCUAUUUUAACAUUACUGUAACAUUGAGAGAGCGCUAUUUUAACAUUACUGUAACAUUGAGAGAACGCUACUUUAACGUUACUGUAACAUUGAGAGAGCGCUACUUUAACGUUACUGUAACAUUGAGAGAGCGCUGUAUUAACAUUACUGUAACAUUGAGAGAACGCUACUUUAACGUUACUGUAACAUUGAGAGAGCGCUAUUUUAACAUUACUGUAACAUUGAGAGAGCGCUGUAUUAACGUUACUGUAACAUUGAGAGAGCGCUGCUUUAACGUUACUGUAACAUUGAGAGAACGCUACUUUAACGUUACUGUAACAUUGAGAGAACGCUACUUUAACGUUACUGUAACAUACUUGUGUACCUGUACCUCGCCCUAACACUCUGACCAAAUGCGACAUUCCAUUUUUACUGCUUUGCCUUUGGACCACUGCCCUUUAUGGCCAAAAAAAAAUCUGUUGUCUUCCAAGAAGAUAAUAAAUAGCUGGUGAAAUUA
Messenger RNA from Anguilla rostrata (American eel), 3300 nucleotides. Its product is annotated as SH3 domain-binding glutamic acid-rich-like protein 3. The record is from RefSeq and is a predicted model, not a curated record. The transcript has 3 exons. NCBI's taxonomy places the organism in Eukaryota, Metazoa, Chordata, Actinopteri, Anguilliformes, Anguillidae. Gene Ontology annotation, cellular component: cytoplasm. The coding region runs from base 420 to 698 and encodes 92 amino acids.